Molecule: messenger RNA, 1551 nt
Organism: Sphaeramia orbicularis (orbiculate cardinalfish)
Lineage: Eukaryota; Metazoa; Chordata; Actinopteri; Kurtiformes; Apogonidae
Gene: gdnfa
Product: glial cell derived neurotrophic factor a
Exons: 3
Coding region: 137-898 (253 amino acids)
Biological process (GO): peripheral nervous system development; positive regulation of branching involved in ureteric bud morphogenesis; negative regulation of neuron apoptotic process
Molecular function (GO): glial cell-derived neurotrophic factor receptor binding; growth factor activity; receptor tyrosine kinase binding
Source: RefSeq, a predicted model, not a curated record
GUUGGUGGAACUGAAUCUGCUCUGGACACUCAAUGAGGCCAGUUUUUACUCUUUGGAUUUUAACACCAACAGCCGAGAGAGUUUCAGGGUCUACAUGGGGCAUAUUUAAGUUUUCUUCAUAGGAACUGAGUCUAAGAUGAAGUUAUGGGAUGUUUUGGCCACGUGUUUGUUGCUCCUGAGCUCUGUCGCUACACGGCCCCUCUACCGAAACACUCGCCCCGUCAAGAGGACUCAUUUCCCCAGCAGCUCCAGUGAUUCUGUGUCCCUGUCUGUGGUGCAGAGAGAAGACAAGUUCCAGCGUGAAGACCACGACCUGCAGGAGAUCUCCAUGGAGGAUCAGUAUGACAUCACAGGUCCUUAUCCAGACCAGUUUGACGACGUAAUGGAUUUUAUCGAGGCUACGAUUGGAAGACUGCGGAGAUCCUCAGAGCCCAGCGGGGGUUCCAGCAGACGGAGGGAACAGAGGUGGAGGGGGGCGGCGAACACGGGGGGAGGCACGAGAGGAGAGGGGAGAGGACACGGCGAGAGGAGGAGGGGCCGGGGGCGAGGCGGGAGCAGGAAAGGAGGGCGGGGUAACAAGGAGCGGGAGCGGGUGUCGGUGCAGAGUCGAGGCUGUUUGUUGAAGGAGGUUCAUCUCAACGUGACGGACCUGGGCCUGGGCUACCAGACCAAGGAGGAGCUCAUCUUCCGCUACUGCAGCGGGCCGUGUGCGGAGGCGGAGACCAACUACGACAAGAUCCUCAACAACCUCACCCACAACAAGAAGCUGGACAAGGACACGCCCUCGCGUACCUGCUGCCGACCAAUCGCCUUUGACGAUGACUUAUCUUUCUUGGAUGACAAUGUAGUGUAUCACACACUGAAAAAGCAUUCUGCCAGGAAGUGUGGAUGUGUGUGAGCAGGUCCACCAGACCUGAGGAGCAGCAGUGGACUGAGGGUCCACUUCACAGGACGGAGGUCCAACAGACCUGAGGAGCAGCAGUGGACAGAGGGUCCACUUCACAGGACAGAGGUCCAACAGACCUGAGGAGCAGCAGUGGACAGAGGGUCCACUUCACAGGACAGAGGUCCAACAGACCUGAGGAGCACCAGUGGACGGAGGGUCCACUUCACAGGACGGAGGUCCAACAGACCUGAGGAGCAGCAGUGGACGGAGGGUCCACUUCACAGGACGGAGGUCCACCAGACCUGAGGAGCAGCAGUGGACAGAGGGUCCACUUCACAGGACGGACAGACAGACGCUCUGGGAGACAGAAGGACUGGGUGGACUCCCAGGUUCAGAAAUCAGACAAAUGUCCCAGGUGAGUGUGUGGAGACUCCUGGGUCCAUGUAGACCUGAGUCAUAGGGAGACCACAUACAGACCUGUAGACCCAGUCCUCCGGAACUCAUGAGUCCUGGACCGUUGACUCAGACGGUGUCAGGCGUGUCCCCGUCACCUGUUCAGGUCUGGUUACUGUGCUUCUGAAAAGGUGAGAGAAGAAAAGGUUCUCGGUCUGAUUUGGCCUGUUUUCCUCUGGAACAGUUUUUUUGUUUCCCCAGGAACAUCAGUU